This is a messenger RNA of Aspergillus ibericus CBS 121593, 2320 nucleotides long. Its product is annotated as putative Ste20-like serine/threonine protein kinase. Gene Ontology annotation, molecular function: ATP binding; protein kinase activity. The record is from RefSeq and is a predicted model, not a curated record. Gene Ontology annotation, biological process: protein phosphorylation. Lineage: Eukaryota; Fungi; Ascomycota; Eurotiomycetes; Eurotiales; Aspergillaceae. The transcript is spliced from 5 exons. The coding region runs from base 201 to 2231 and encodes 676 amino acids.
CGGAUUCCUCCCGGAGUCUAUUCUAAAUAGCAUUUCCUUUUGGGGCACGACCAUCGAUAGAUGCCGCACUUCAAUGUCUCCUUUCUUUGCGUGUUUCCCAUCUAAGCCCUACCUACACCUCCUAGCCUAGCCUGGGCAAUAGAACCAAGUGAGACAAUUGACCAUUACCACCUCUUGCGCCCGCGGCAAGCACAGUCAAGAUGGAAGGCCUAGUGGAUCCAGAGACGAUUUACAUGAAGCAGAACUGCAUUGGUGGCGGGAGCUUCGGACGGGUCUACAAAGGCGUCGAUAAGCGUACCGGUGCCUCCGUUGCAAUCAAGAUAAUCGAUGUCGAAAAUGCCGAAGAUGAGGUCGAAGAUAUUAUCCAAGAGAUUGCAAUCUUAUCGGAACUCAACUCCCCUUAUGUCACGCGAUACCAUGGGUCGUUCUUGAAAGGGUCCAGCUUGUGGAUCAUCAUGGAGUUCUGCUCCGGGGGAAGUUGCUCCGAUCUGAUGCGCCCCGGAACGAUUCCGGAGGAGUAUAUCAUGAUCAUCAUAAAAGAGCUACUCCGAGGACUAGACUACUUGCAUAGCGAUAAGAAGCUGCAUCGGGACGUCAAAGCCGCAAACAUCUUGCUUACCUCCAGCGGACAAGUGAAAUUGGCUGAUUUCGGCGUUUCCAGCCAACUCUCAGCUACCAUGACUAAGAAGAAUACUUUCGUCGGGACUCCAUUUUGGAUGGCACCCGAGGUAAUCAAACAAUCUGGAUAUGAUUACAAGGCCGAUAUUUGGUCUCUUGGAAUCACCGCCAUUGAGUUGGCCAAUGGGGAACCCCCUUACUCGGAUAUCCACCCUAUGAAAGUGUUGUUCUUGAUUCCCAAGAACCCCCCGCCGACAUUACAGGGCGAUUACAGCAAGGCCUUCAAGAACUUCGUUGAGCUUUGUUUAAGACGAGAUCCUAGGGAACGUCCCUCAGCCAGAGAGCUGCUAGAGCACCCUUUCAUCAAAAGAGCAAAGAAGACGACCUACUUGACGGAGCUAAUCGAGCGCUACGAGCGCUGGAAUGCAGUCCAUGGGAAUAAGGGGUCUGAAGAAGAAGAGGAAGCGGUUCAGGAACCCUUGGCAAAGACCUCUUCACCUGAAGACGAGGAUGAUCUAUGGGAUUUUGGUACCGUGCGGCCUGCGGGACGCGCAUCCGCUCUGAAGCCGAUGAAAGAAGCGGACAUGAAUGCGCGGAUUCAUGAAACCAAUGAGUGGAACAUGAAAGACGAGCAUCGCAGAGAUAUGUUACGACCAAAGAACAGUAUACCUUCUGCACCCCUGCAAACGAAGCAUAUACCAAGUGCUGUCCCUAAACCAUUGUCACCAACCAAGAUCCCAUUGCCACCAUCUCCCAUCAAGCAAACGCCGGGAGAUCUCCCACCACAGACACCAUCGCACCUACAACAGCCAGUCUCGCGUCAACCAAAGGGAAGCCCCGGUAGCGAAUAUGAUAGGGCCCUGCAACAAGCUCUGGCUGAGGACCUGAGUUUCCUCCAGCUCGAUCGCUCCCCAGGCACCCCAUCGGCUGCCGCGAAGGACCGAGGUGCUCCUCCAGCCGUACAAGGGUAUCAAAAGGCCCGACAGCCACAAUUUCCGGAGGAGCCGUCGUAUCAGGGACGCAUGCCGGCUCAACCAGUUUCGAAUCUCGCGGAUCAGAACGCUAGACCUGCCAUGGAACCUCAUCCACAACGUCAGUCGUUUUCACAGCCCCAUGACAGACACCCUCCCACACCAAAGCAUCUGUCACCACGACCCCAGCAAGCUCCGGUGCAUGAUCCUCAGCCUUCAGCCGUCAGGCCUGACUAUUUCCAGCUCCAUAACACAACUGAUGGAGCACUCGAUGAAAGAGCGCGGGAGGCAAGCCAUUUGCCCUCGUCGAAUGAGAUGACAGCUCUGAACAGCGUUAUAUUACCUGCACUCAAAGCAGCCAUCCGUCGGCGGACACGGCGUCUGGAACUCGUUUCACGUAACUCCUCUAGGGAUGCUGGCGACAACAUGUAUGACCACCAGUCACGACAGGACUACGUUCACGCGAUGAUGGAAAGCCUGGUGGGCGAUGUUUGCAACAUGUUUACAAGGAUUGAGCGGUGGGAUAAUGAGGCACCUGUGGGGAUGGGCGCCCAAGUGACCUCGUUUUUGGAAGGCUUUCUGGAAGAGAUCCUUGUCCGAGUUGAGCCAUCUGACUCUGAUUCAAACCCAAGUAGAGCCUAGAUACGGCUCAGUUCUUGAGCAUGGCGCAAUUCAUAGCGCAGAUUCCAUCCUGAGAGGCUGGAUUUUAAGAGAGAUUCUUCCACUUCGAG